AUGAAUCAGAAACUUGGAGGAUGGGGGCUUCCCACAGCCACUGCAUCGUUGGCCUGGUCAUGCGCCGUCAUCUUUGUUUCGCUUCUCUCCGGUGCCUCCGUCGUCCACAGCAUCUUCAAGCCAGACCUGGUGAGGGGUAACUGUCCCUAUUACAGAAUCCUGCUUCAUGGGUUUUCAAUGCCUAUGACUCUUUUGAUAAGAUGUAUGUGA
Ilex paraguariensis (yerba mate) is the source of this 210-nucleotide messenger RNA. Lineage: Eukaryota; Viridiplantae; Streptophyta; Magnoliopsida; Aquifoliales; Aquifoliaceae. The record is from the annotation of a GenBank genome assembly.